Zootoca vivipara (common lizard) is the source of this 2087-nucleotide messenger RNA. RefSeq names its product dynein regulatory complex subunit 4 (gene DRC4). Gene Ontology annotation, cellular component: Golgi apparatus; microtubule; motile cilium. Gene Ontology annotation, biological process: flagellated sperm motility. Gene Ontology annotation, molecular function: small GTPase binding; microtubule binding. Lineage: Eukaryota; Metazoa; Chordata; Lepidosauria; Squamata; Lacertidae. The record is from RefSeq and is a predicted model, not a curated record.
UGCGAUGAGGGGGCUCCGGGGGGCUCCCCCAAAACCGGGGCGGUGCUGGGGCUCCUGCCCACCAAGAGGCCCCGACCUUCCACCCCGGAAGAGCGGGGGCUGGACGUGCUCAGCGACAGACCGAACUCUGCACGUGCUCAGGGGCACUCAUUCCUUCGUCACUCUUCCUUACGCGUGCCAAGAGUAAGCCCUGAUAUAAGCCUUGAGCCCUGGCUCCCAAAAAGAAAGGAGAAAAGAAAGGCGGCAAGAAGAAAGGUGCAAAAAGCCCUGUGGUGGAUGCUGUCUCCCCGGAGGGCAUGACCAAAGAGCAGCUGGAGGAACACAUGGGCCGCAUUCGGGAGGAACUGGACCGUGAGCGGGAAGAACGCAACUACUUCCAGCUGGAGCGAGACAAAAUCCACACCUUCUGGGAGAUCACUCGGCGGCAGCUGGAUGAGAAGAAGGCUGAACUGCGCAACAAGGACCGCGAGAUGGAGGAAGCUGAAGAGCGUCACCAGGUGGAAAUCAAGGUUUACAAGCAGAAGGUGAAGCACCUGCUGUACGAACACCAGAACAACAUCACAGAGCUGAAGGCAGAGAGCACGGUGUCUAUGAAGCUGGCCCAGAAGGAUCACCGGUCCCAGGAGAUGGAGCUGCGUAAAGACAUGCGCACCUUGAAAGUGGAGCUGAAGGAGCAGGAGCUGUCCAACGAGAUGGUGGUGAAGAACCUUCGGCUGAAACAACAAGAAGACAUAACACGAUUGCGCAAUGACUUUGAGAGGCAGGUGAAAGAGAUCGAGGCCAAGUAUGAGAAGAAGAUGCGGGUCCUACGCGACGAGCUAGACCUGCGCAGGAAGACUGAAAUCCAUGAGAUUGAGGAGAGGAAGAAUGGACAGAUCAACACACUGAUGAAGAAUCAUGAGAAGGCUUUCAGCGACAUCAAGAACUACUACAACGAUGUCACUCUUAAUAACCUGGCACUUAUCAACACCCUCAAGGAGCAGAUGGAGGAGAUGAAGAAGAGGGAGGAGCAUCUGGAGAAGGAGAUGGCUGAAGUGCUGCUGCAAAACAAAAGGCUGGUGGAGCCACUGCAACGAGCCCGUGAAGAGGUGGCGGAGCUGCUGAAGAAACUGGCGCACUAUGAAAAGGACAAGGCCAUGUUGCAUCACACACGUGCCCGUUUGAAAGCCACCGAGAAGGAAUUAAAGGAUCUCCAGUGGGAACAUGAAGUGCUACAGCAAAGGUUCAUCAGGGUGCAGGACGAGCGAGAUGAGCUGUACCAGAAAUUCACCAAAGCCAUUAACGAGGUGCAGCAGAAAACUGGCUUUAAGAACUUGUUGCUGGAGCGGAAGCUUCUCGGCCUCUCCAACAUCCUGGAGAAGAAAGAGGUGCAGCUCAACGAGGUCCUGGCUGCCACCAACCUUGAUCCCGGUGCUCUCAGUGUGGUCACCCGCAAGCUGGAGGAUGUGCUGGAUUCGAAAAACAAUGCCAUCAAGGACCUGCAGUAUGAGCUAGCCAGAGUGUGCAAGGCCCACAAUGACUUGUUGCGGACGUACGAGGCCAAGCUCACAGCCUUUGGGAUCCCUUUGGACAAUUUGGGCUUCAAGCCCCUGGAGACCUCCGUCAUCGGCCACACGCUGGGCCAGGGCCCUGCUGGGUUUGUCUCAACCCCCACGUAGCACAGCCUGACAUCAUACUUUGGAAUGCCUUCAGCCUAAGCCUUGUGUGCAAGCAAGCCACUGUCCCGCUCCUGCUGUGGCCGUAGAGGGGAGGGAGGAAGAGAGCAGGCCCCUGGAAAGAGAUUGAAUCUGCUCCAGCCCUCAUUUGUAUUAAAGAGGCCCUGUGGUGGGCUAUUCGGUCUCACUCUCUGCAAAGCCUCCCUUUUUCUUUCCUGCCGACAUCAAGGCAGAGCUUGGGGACUUGAAAACCAUCCUCUUCUUGAUUAAUGAGCCCCUGAACUACUUAAUCCCACCUUAUCUAGAGCCUCCAAAGUCCUCCACACCUCCUGUUCCCCAGUGGCCAAGCAGAUGCCUCUGAGAAGCCGACAAUCAGGACGUGAGUGCAGCAGCCCUCUCCCCACUCAUGUUCCCCAGCAACUGAGGGAAGCC